AUGGGGCCCGUGGCCUCCUUCGAGGACUCGUGCCACAACGACUAUGGGGUGCCGGGCUACAAGUAUUCGCACAUGGGCUACUGGAGCCGCUACCUGCGCGCCAGCGGCGGUGACGCCUCCCUGCAGAAGUGCGCGGAGCAAUGCGAUAGAGCUGGCUUCCCCUGCAUCGGGUUCCACAUGUACGAGGACGGUGCAGCCAGGCACUGCUAUGUGUACUCCCAGGAGCGGAGCUUCCAUACCACCAUCCAGGACGCUCGGAACAAGGCCUUCAUCCGCUGCAAGGUGCCCUCCUGGCGGAACAACGACCAAGGCCUUAGCUUCGAGCACUUUGAGGAGAAGUGCGACGCGGGGCCCUCGGUUUCGCGAUUUCGCGGCGGUGUUACUUCGUAG
Messenger RNA from Effrenium voratum, 390 nucleotides. The record is from the annotation of a GenBank genome assembly. NCBI's taxonomy places the organism in Eukaryota, Dinophyceae, Suessiales, Symbiodiniaceae.